Molecule: messenger RNA, 3789 nt
Organism: Trichomycterus rosablanca
Lineage: Eukaryota; Metazoa; Chordata; Actinopteri; Siluriformes; Trichomycteridae
Product: leukocyte immunoglobulin-like receptor subfamily B member 3-like
Exons: 21
Coding region: 1-3789 (1262 amino acids)
Biological process (GO): cell surface receptor signaling pathway
Cellular component (GO): plasma membrane
Molecular function (GO): transmembrane signaling receptor activity
Source: RefSeq, a predicted model, not a curated record
AUGGCUCAACAGAGGAUGUUUUUUCUGCGAAAGCUGAAGCAGGUGGGUCUGGCUCCUCAGCUGCGAAGGAAUUUCUACAGAAAGAGACCAAAAGCUGCUGUGAUCAUAAAACCUGAUAACCACGUGUUCAUAGACGAGAUUGUUACUCUCACAUGUAACAUAGAGAAUGGAGGAGGUGUCCAGAACUGGAGGUACAGCUGGAAUAAAGAAGGUUCAGACCAAACUGUCAGUAAUGAUCAGUAUUACAGUAUCUGGUAUGUUAAACAGAACCAUGCAGGUAAAUACACCUGUACAGGAACAGAGACAGGAGGCUCACGUUCCUCACACCCCAGUGAUGCUGUUCUACUGACUGUGUCAGAGAGACCAAAACCAGCUGUGAUCAUAAAUCCUGAUAAUCACGUGUUUAUGGGAGAGCGAGUUACUCUCACAUGUAACAUAGAGAAUGGAGGAGGUGUCCAGAACUGGAGGUACAGCUGGAAUAAAGAAGGUUCAGACAGAUUUAUCAGUAAUAAACAGCAGUACAGAAUCAGUGAUGUUACAGAGAAUCAUGCAGGUAAAUACACCUGUACAGGAACAGAGACAGGAGGCUCACGUUCCUCACACCCCAGUGAUGCUGUUCUACUGACUGUAUCAGCAAAACCCAAACCAACUGUGAGAUUAGAACCUCAGAACUUCAUCUACACUGGAGACACCGUUACUCUGACCUGUGAUCUGAAUCAGUCUACAGGAUGGACUUUCAUCUGGUACAGAAAUGAUCAGGAAGUAAAUCCUCAGAUCUCUGCAGCUAAAAUCACCACCAACAAACUCAGUGAGAAACUUUCUAAUACAGGAACAACAAAUGAGUACAAAUGUAGAGCACGGAGAGGAAAAUACUACACACUGUACAGUGAUCCAGUUAUUGUUACAGUGGAAGGAGAGAUUGUUACUCUCACAUGUAACAUAGAGAAUGGAGGAGGUGUCCAGAACUGGAGGUACAGCUGGAAUAAAGAAGGUUCAGACCAAACUGUCAGUAAUGAUCAGCAGUACAGAAUCAAUAAUGUUACAGAGAAUCACGCAGGUAAAUACACCUGUACAGGAACAGAGACAGGAGGAUCACGUUCCUCACACCCCAGUGAUGCUGUUCUACUGACUGUAUCAGCAAAACCCAAACCAAAUGUGAGAUUAGAACCUCAGAACUUCAUCUACACUGGAGACACCGUUACUCUGACCUGUGAUCUGAAUCAGUCUACAGGAUGGACUUUCAUCUGGUACAGAAAUGAUCAGGAAGUAAAUCCUCAGAUCUCUGCAGAUAAAAUCACCACCAACAAACUCAGUGAGAAACUUUCUAAUCCAGGAACAACAAAGUACAAAUGUAGAGCACAAAGAGAAAACACCUACGAGUUCAGUAAUACAGUUACAGUUACAGUUGAAGGAGAGAUUGUUACUCUCACAUGUAACAUAGAGAAUGGAGGACGUGUCCAGAACUGGAGGUACAGCUGGAAUAAAGAAGGUUCAGACCAAACUGUCAGUAAUGAUCAGCAGUACAGAAUCAGUGAUGUUACAGAGAAUCAUGCAGGGAGACCAAAAGCCACUGUGAUCAUAAAUCCUGAUAAUCAGGUGUUUAUAGGAGAGACUGUUACUCUCACAUGUAACAUAGAGAAUGGAGGAGGUGUCCAGAACUGGAGCUACAGCUGGAAUAAAGAAGGUUCAGACCAAACUGUCAGUAAUGGUCAGCAGUACAGAAUCAGUGAUGUUACAGAGAAUCAUGCAGGUAAAUACACCUGUACAGGAACAGAGACAGGAGGAUCACGUUCCUCACACCCCUGUGAUGCUGUUCUACUGACUAUAUCAGCAAAACCCAAACCAACUGUGAGAUUAGAACCUCAGAACUUCAUCUACACUGGAGACACCGUUACUCUGACCUGUGAUCUGAAUCAGUCUACAGGAUGGACUUUCAUCUGGUACAGAAAUGAUCAGGAAGUAAAUCCUCAGAUCUCUGCAGAUAAAAUCACCACCAACAAACUCAGUGAGAAACUUUCUAAUACAGGAACAACAGAGUACAAAUGUAGAGCACGAAGAGAAAAAUACUACAGCUACUACUCAGAGUUCAGUGAUCCAGUUACUGUUACAGUGGAAGAGAGACCAAAACCCACUGUGAUCAUAAAUCCUGAUAAUCACGUGUUUAUAGGAGAGAUUGUUACUCUCACAUGUAACAUAGAGAAUGGAGGAGGUGUCCAGAACUGGAGCUACAGCUGGAAUAAAGAAGGUUCAGACCAAACUGUCAGUAAUGAUCAGCAGUACAGAAUCAGUGAUGUUACAGAGAAUCAUGCAGGUAAAUACACCUGUACAGGAACAGAGACAGGAAGAUCACGUUCCUCACACCCCAGUGAUGCUGUUCUACUGACUGUAUCAGAGAGACCAAAACCAGUUGUGAUCAUAAAUCCUGAUAAUCACGUGUUUAUAGGAGAGACUGUUACUCUCACAUGUAACAUAGAGAAUGGAGGAGAAAAACCAAAACCUGAACUCACAUCUAACCAUAAAGUAGCUGCACUAGCAGGAAACUUAGUGCUUCUGUACUGUGAACUGAACCCAACUGCUGGAUGGAACUUCUACUGGUACAAACACACACAGAACACUGAGACUGAGACUACAACACACCCCUCCUACACCAUCUACUCAGUUAGUGUCUCUGAUGGAGGCCAGUACUGGUGCAGAGCUGGAAGAGGAACCCCAGUCUAUUACACACAUUACAGCAGUGCACUCUGGGUAAAUGUUACUGGUGAAUCUUCUUCAGUUUCUCUGAUCAUCAAUCCCAGCAGAACUCAACACUUUACUGAUGAAUCUCUCUCACUGAGCUGUGUGGAUCAGAGUAAAUCUACUGAAUGGAGAGUGAGAAGAUACACUGACCAUCAGGGAGUGUUAGACUGUUCAUCAGUAUCAGGAUCAGCUACAUGCAACAUCAGCUCCCUCAACACAUCCCACACUGGAGUGUACUGGUGUGAAUCUGAAUCUGGAGGCAGCAGUAAUCCUGUCAACAUCACAGUACAUGGUGGUGAUGUGAUUCUGGAGAGUCCUGUUCAUCCUGUUACUGAAGGAGAAUCUCUGACUCUACACUGUUUAUAUCGCAAAACUAAACCCUCAAACCUCCGAGCUGAUUUCUAUAAAGAUGGAUCAGUUGUGCAGAACCAGACCUCAGGAGAGAUGAUGAUCCAUCAAGUCUCAAAGUCAGAUGAAGGUUUCUACCACUGUAAAUACCCAGAGGGAGGAGAAUCACCAAAGAGUUUGGUCUUAGUCGUAGGUGAUACAGACACCACUAUUAUAGUAGUUGCUGGAGGAUUAGGUUCAGCUUUGUUGCUGCUCGUACUGAUGAUCUUACUUUGCUGCUGCAAGAGGAACAAAGAUACUGCCACUGAACCCAGUGAUGUUACUUAUGCUGAAAUUGACCUGAAACCCAAGAAGAAACAAAAGAAAAGCAAAGUUGCUGUGAGAGGAGCAAAGGAUGUCAUAUACUCUGACAUUAAUCUGAAAGACCUGAAAACUCCCAUUAAAGGUGCUGCUGCUGAACCCAGUGAUAUGACUUAUGCUGAUAUUGACCUGAAACUUAAGAAGCCAAAACGAAGCAAAGGAAAGACAAGUGUGGGUGCUGACACUGUGUACUCAGAACUGAAGCAAAACACAGACAAAGGUGAUUCCUUCGAAGCCAAUGAUUCGACAUAUGCACAGGUUAAUAAAAAGAGCAAGCGAGGUAAAACAGCACUCUCACCCCAGCAAACCACUCCAAAGAAAAGAGCACUGGCCACCACAGACUGA